GGUGGCCACUUUGACAGUGUUCUCAUGCUGCCCCUGCCACCUUCUCGGUCUGAAGAUAUCAUUUCAACUCUAACACAGCAUGAUCGAAACAUAUAGCCAAACUGCUCCCCGAUCUGUGGCCACCGGACCACCCGUCAGUAUGAAAAUUUUUAUGUAUUUACUUACUGGUUUUCUCAUCACCCAGAUGAUUGGGUCAGCACUUUUUGCUGUGUAUCUUCACAGAAGAUUGGACAAGAUAGAAGAUGAAAGAAAUCUUUACGAAGAUUUUGUAUUCAUGAAAACGUUACAGAAAUGCAACAAAGGAGAGGGGUCCUUGUCCUUACUGAACUGUGAGGAAAUUAAAAGCCGGUUUGAAGCCUUUCUCAAGGACAUAAUGCUAAACAAAGAAGCGAAGCAAGAAAAAAGCGUUGCGAUGCAAAAAGGUGAUCAGGAUCCUCAAAUUGCAGCCCACGUCAUAAGUGAGGCCAGCAGUAACACAGCGUCUGUUCUGCAGUGGGCCCCGAAAGGAUACUACACCCUAAGCAGCAACCUGGUAACCCUCGAAAACGGGAAACAGCUGGCCGUGAAAAGACAAGGACUCUAUUACAUCUACGCCCAAGUCACCUUCUGCUCCAAUCGGGACACUUCGAGUCAAGCUCCGUUUGUAGCCAGCCUCUGCCUGAAUUCCCCGAGCGGAUCGGAGCGGGUCUUGCUCAGGGCUGCAAACGCCCGCAGCUCCUCCAAGCCUUGUGGGCAGCAGUCCGUCCACUUGGGGGGCGUAUUUGAAUUGCAUCCCGGUGCUUCGGUGUUCGUCAACGUGACUGAUCCAAGCCAAGUGAGCCACGGGACGGGCUUCACGUCUUUUGGCUUACUCAAACUCUGAGCGGUGGCACCCCUUGCGGGCUGCCAAAUAGCAAAGCAGUUAAGACCACCCCCCUGUUGAACUGCCUAUUUAUAACCCUAGGAUCCUCCUCGUGGAGAGCUA
Neogale vison (American mink) is the source of this 964-nucleotide messenger RNA. It is a transcript of the gene CD40LG, whose product is annotated as CD40 ligand. Gene Ontology annotation, biological process: immune response. The record is from RefSeq and is a predicted model, not a curated record. Bases 80 to 862 code for a protein of 260 amino acids. The transcript has 5 exons. Gene Ontology annotation, molecular function: tumor necrosis factor receptor binding. Gene Ontology annotation, cellular component: membrane. NCBI's taxonomy places the organism in Eukaryota, Metazoa, Chordata, Mammalia, Carnivora, Mustelidae.